This is a messenger RNA of Aphanomyces astaci, 888 nucleotides long. RefSeq lists its product as hypothetical. The transcript has a single exon. The record is from RefSeq and is a predicted model, not a curated record. Lineage: Eukaryota; Oomycota; Saprolegniomycetes; Saprolegniales; Verrucalvaceae. The coding region runs from base 15 to 836 and encodes 273 amino acids.
CUCAAAUUCUCACCAUGAAGAGCAUUGCCGUCUUCUCUGUCAUCUCUUUUGCCGCCACCGCCGCUCCAUUAGACCACUGUAUCGAGUCCAACUACGUGGCCGCGGUCAACUUGACCCAAGCCAGCCCAUUCUUCUCGUCGUGUGCGAUCGAUUCCAACAUCACCACGGAGCAGCUAUCCAACAAAGUCAUCCCGUCAGCCGCCCAAGGCGACAAGUUUAUCGCGUCUGCCAACUGCCAAUCGCUCUUCAAAGACAUGCAGACCUUGAGUGCGCAGCAACGGUGCUUGGAGCUCAGCGUCGUACCAAAUGUGACGUGGAGCAUGGUGGCGUCCGCCGUCAAGGUCGCCGUGUACCCCACCGUGCCCACCCCGUGCGACUUUGCCGCGAUUCAAAAGUCCGCGAUGCGUCUAAUCACCAAGUUAAGCGUGCUCAUGUGCCUUCCCUCCAUGGGCAUGAACCUCGCCAAGCUGUCAGAAAUCCCGCCGGUCGCCAAGCUCGAAAACGCACGCAAGAACUCGCGGUGCAGGGACGCGUACGGCGCAGUCCAAACGCUCAUCAAGGGAUUUCCACAUUGCUCCGUCACCAACAUGUCUGCGACAACGUUUCCAGGCCUGGAUAUCCACGCGUUUGAAACGCUCUCGUUCGACUCGGCGCUCGACAUGUUGCAGCUGGCGUCGACGUUUCAAACGCAAGUCGCACGACGGGCCAAACUGUCGGCUGUGGAGCACAACAUGCCCGUCGUGGUUGUUGUGAGGAUGCUGGCGGGGGCGAUCAUGGCCUUCGUCGUGGUCGUAGCCUACCAAGCGCGAUCUCGGAGAGGUUAUACACCCAUUUAAAGAUAUUGUAUAUUGAAACUUGCAAAACUUAAAACAUGCAUUUUCGAGUUCA